CUAUUGUUUAUAUUUUUCCCUUUUCCACACGUCAUCGUAAUUUUUGGUGUUAUAUUUAUGGUGGUAGGGUGAUAAUCACUGAUUACCAGAGCCAUGUCUCUAGGCGAAGAGUCUCAAGACAUUCAGGUUCCAAAUGAGCCGGUGAAGCAUCCGAAUCUUGUAAAUGAAACACCCGAAACUCUGGUUUCUGGAUUCAAUAUCGUUACUGAAAUUAUUGUGUCAUAUGGGUGGUACAUUUUGUUAGCUGUGGCAGCGUUGUUUUACCUACGACACAAGUUUCAGCCACAGAUCUCGCAAUGGCAGAAGGAAAAGAGUGACCGGGAUUAUUAUAUAAAAUAUGAUACAAAGACUGCUCUUAAACGUCAAGAAGGGCGGGAAAGGGCUCUGAUGAGAAUGCAGGAGGAGAAUGAUAGGAAAGCAAAGGAAAUUGCUGAGAAACAAAAACAGAAAGAAGAGCAGAAAAGGUUGGAGCAAGUAGAAGAGUGGGAAAAUCAUAAAGAGGGAAAAUCAUACCGGUCCAAGCUAUACAGACCUAAAGAAGAAGAAUCUACCAAAGCAAGUACAGCUAAGAAGUCAAAACCUAAAACAACGUUCAGACCAACUGAUUUCAAUCCUUUAAUGGGUGGUGCUGGCGGAGGUUAUCGACCAUCAUCGCGCUUCAACAGAAGUGGAGGUGGAUGAGGUUAAAGAUCGUAUGCAAGCUUAAGUAACCAUGCAAAAUGGAUUCACUGUGUUAUUUCCGUAUUCCACAUUGUACAUUCCCAGCCAUGAGUGGUCUUGCAUGGAAGACUUGCAUACCUUUAAAUAAUGAAGCACCUGAAAGAAUUCUAUUGUAACAUUUUUGUUUUUAUUGAACUUAUGUAAAUUAAUAGUUAAAAUAAAUAUCAAUCUGCUCCCAUGGAAAUGCAAUAGUCAUUUCGAUUGUUUUACUUUGUUAGGUGCUUCAUAAUGUUUUCGGUAAGUUGACUCAAUUUUCUCCUCACAAAAAUUGAUUUUCCUUAAAAUCUACAAAAUAAAUAAAUAAAUAAAAAAAACUUGUUUUAAUAAUUUCUCUUACUGUAUUAUUAUUUGUGUUGUUAUUAUAUUGUUGUUCGUAAUACCAUAGGCACAACUUUCAUUGAUAUUUAUUUUUGUAAUGUCUUUUAUUUCCUAUGAAAUGCAUUGUACAUUAAUUUUCAUUGUUAAUGUACUGUAUAGUUUUAUGUAAAAGGUUGAUUUUAGUGAUUUAUAAUACUAAUAUCAGAUUUAACAAUAAAAAUAUUAAUUGUAUACUGGGCUAAUUUAAAGACUAUAUAAUAAGGAUAGUGUUGCAAUUUUAAAUUAAUAUAUGAGGCCAGCCAUCCCAAAAUCAGCAUACUGUCACUAAUUGUUGAACUGAGUAAUUAGCAUAAGACUGUGGCUGUAUUGUAUACUUUAGCACAGAGAAGUUGUUAAUACUUUUACUUUGGCAGUAAUAAGUUGAUUCCAGUGAAUGACCUAUCAUUUUAAAGCUUGUAAUGUGGAGAAUAUAUUAAAAGGUCAAUUUUCUUGUUUUGGUAUGACAAGCCCCAUAUAUAAAUAAGAGUUAACAUAUAAUUUUCUUGAUUUUGAUGUUUCUUGUUUUUGAGUUAAUACAUAAUUAUUGAGGAAACAAAUUUUGUAAGGAGAAAAUUUUAGUCUGAAUGACAUGUAAUGUGUAAAUAGGUGUAGCUAUCAUAUUACAUUGAUAAACAACUUACCAGAAACAAAAUAAAAUUAUUAUUUAUAUCAAUAUAUAUUGCUGUUGUAAUUUUGUUUGUAAGUGUAUAAUUGUUUCACAUACACUCACUGUAUGUUUCUAAUUCAAUUCAUGUUAUUGCUAUGAGAGCUAUCUUGAGCUACAUAUCCGCUAACACAAUCACUUUAGAAGAUAUUAAACAAAGACAAAAAUA
Molecule: messenger RNA, 1910 nt
Organism: Anneissia japonica
Lineage: Eukaryota; Metazoa; Echinodermata; Crinoidea; Comatulida; Comatulidae
Product: selenoprotein S-like
Exons: 6
Coding region: 94-681 (195 amino acids)
Biological process (GO): retrograde protein transport, ER to cytosol; endoplasmic reticulum unfolded protein response
Cellular component (GO): Derlin-1 retrotranslocation complex; endoplasmic reticulum membrane; Derlin-1-VIMP complex
Source: RefSeq, a predicted model, not a curated record